Molecule: messenger RNA, 3303 nt
Organism: Oryzias latipes (Japanese medaka)
Lineage: Eukaryota; Metazoa; Chordata; Actinopteri; Beloniformes; Adrianichthyidae
Source: RefSeq, a predicted model, not a curated record
UGUACACUGGGCUCGCGCGCAGGCAGUCUGGGUCAGGCCAGACCCGGUUCUGGAUUACUUCUGUGUAAGAGGGGAGACAUAAAAAAGUGUCGUUCGUUAAGUAUGAUUGUGUUGGUUAUAUAUAUAUAUUUUUUUUUUUGACUAAAGCAAGAUAAUUGGAACCCCUUUAGGCGUUUCAAAGAUACACAUUAUUUAUCUAUUUAUUUAUUUGUUUAUUUGUGAGCAGCUUGACUUGCAGACUAAACCCACUUUGUCAAGAUUUUGGUACAAAAACAGAAAUUUGGACACACCGGGCGGUCUGCGGUCCCACCGGCAUCACGCAGGAGAAUGUGGCGCCUGCUGCUGCUUUGUUGCUGCGCUCGCGCGCUCACUGCUCUGGCGGCGGAUGGAAGUCAGGACUCGUCCCCCCCGGUAAAAAUGACCGAGAAUGGGGGCGAGAUGCAGCCCACCGCCGAGCCCCUGGAGGAAGAACUGGACAACCAGGAGAACAUUAUAAGCCAGCUGCUGAAUGAUUACGACAAAGUAAAAACAGUGUCGUCAGGGUCGGACUGCGUGUGUCGCUGUGUCGUUCGACCAAUCAAACGCUCGGAAUGCAGUCGUAUUGGAGAGCGCGACUCACCGUCGCUGUCCCAGGAUUUCUACUCUGUGGAGACAAUCACCAAGGGGACGGACUGCAAGAAGUGUGAGUGCAUGGCUCCACCUUCAGCCGUAAACCCCUGCGAGGGGGAAUACAGGUUCAAAAAACUACAGGAAGCAAGCAAAGAUGACAUUAAGCUGGCUACCAUCAUUGACCUGCUGGAAGGCUCUCUUUAUGGGAUUGACCUGCUGAAGCUCAACUCUGUCACCACCAAACUGCUGACUCGAGUGGACAACUUGGAGAAGGUUUUCAGACCAAAUGUUACUGAAAGAAGCAAAGACAAAGAUCGCAUGAAGGAAAGGCCCAAAGAAAAAGAUAAGAAGGCCCAGCAGAAGAAAAAGAAGAUGAGCGAUUUGGAGCAUUCUGGGCCUAAAAGUGGAACAGCUGCAAACACAGACAAGCAGAAGAACAUUGAAGGGAAGAAAAACCAACAGCUGGACGGUUUGGAGAUCCAGCAGGAAAUCAGGAAUGAGACGAGGGUUCAAAAGCCAGUCAAAGACAAGAACACAGUUCUUGUCAAAGGUGUGACCUUUUAUAAAACAGAGGAUGGGAUCUAUAAGGAGGAAGAGGAGCGUAAGAAAGGAAAAGCAAAGAAUACGAUUUUGGCCAAAAAUGCAACAGAAGACCUACUGAUUUCUGAAAGGCAGCAACUUCCCAGAAGUCCAGAGCUUUCUGUCACAAUUCACAAACAAACAACCCACACUCAUCAUGUCAAAACGCAGAGCAAUUCUUCACCUAAACCUCAACCUAUACCAACCACCAAACCAGCCGAUGACCUCAACUCUGCAGUUCCUGAGGUGUCUAGUCCUCAAACUGCAACUACAACUAUCCAGCCCUCCUUGUCUGUCUGGUUGCAGACCAUUGCCUCCUCAAGCACCAAUAUCAGCCCACCAACUGCUGCAGCUGCUACUGCACCGCCUCAGUCAAAAUCCCGGAGUCGACUCAGCUGGACAGAGAGCCCAGCGGACCAACCAAAGCCCACCAAGAAGCCUGGAGUAUGUAAGGAUACUGUAGCUAGUAUCUCUGAACCGGUCCAAAAACACUCGUACGGCUUAAGAGAUGGCACCUGGAUGAGAGAUGCUCGUGGCCAUGGCAACGUCAUCUACCUCACUAAUGGUCACUAUGGCAACAUUUUGCUGGAGUUUCGUGACAUGGAAUCUUUUAAAUCAGGUCAGAAGAGUAAUUCCUACAAUCUCCCGUACAGUUUCACUGGAACGGGCCACACUGUCUUCAAUGGAGCCUUUUACUACAACCGUGCUUUCAGCAGGGAUGUGAUUAGAUACGACCUGAGACACAGACUGGUGUCUGCCUGGACAACGCUGCACGACGCCUUGCUGGAGGAGGAAGCUCAUAAGACACAGACUGAGGUGGAGUUUGCUGUGGAUGAGUUGGGUCUUUGGCUGCUCUACCCCGCUCUGGACACAGAGGGCUUCCACCAGGAAGUGAUCCUUCUCAUCCGCCUCCAUCCCAGAGACCUCCAGCCAAUUCAGACCUUUCGGACAGGUCUCCGGCGCGGUCGCUACGGAAACACCUUCCUGGUGUGCGGCGUGCUAUACGCGGUGGAUAGCAUGGAGCGUCACUUUGCCAAUGUGACAUACGCUUUUGACACGCACACACUGACGCACACAGUGCCGAGCUUGGCGUUCACAAACAUGCACACACACACCUCCCAGCUGGAUUACUGCCCACUGGAUAAGAAACUUUACGCCUGGGACAACGGACAUCAGAUGAUGUAUGAUGUCAUCUUUGCUUAUUAACAUGAAUGACUUAAGGAAAAAAUAAUGGUUAAAUUUAUUUAGCAGAGGCUCAAAAUAAUGUCAACAGAAGAAAGAUGGACAAAAAUCCCAGCUGGACAAAUCAUUAAGACUAAUUAGUACAGAGUUUGUUCUUGGAGCGAUUUUCUCAAGACAUUUAAGGGAAUGAAAUAUGUAGAAAAUGAAGAAGUUGAGCCACUGAUGGAUGAAGGAACAUCUAAGUUUUUUAUUCUUGCUUUUUGAACUGACGCAACUAAAAAAAAGUCCCAAAGUGGUUCUAAAAACACAUAAAUUGUCUUUAUGUGAUCGAUCACCAGUUCCCGGAGAUAACCUAAAAAAUCUCUAAAGCGUUGACCUUUAGCCUUCUGCCAAAAUUGACUCUUAACUUAACAUUAAGUUUUUGUUAAAAUUUUCCAAAAACAGACUCACCCGAUGAUCAGAAGAUGAUUUAUCAACCCUGAUCAACAGUGAUUGUGCUCGUCUCCACCACUUGACUUGGGAACCGGUAAUGGGGCUCCCAUGUGGCUGCAUGGUUGUGGAAACUCAUUUUAGAGUUUCUGUGUUAAAUUUAACCCUGUAGAAGUUCUCAACUCAUCAUCAAAGGGUUGAGUGGAGCUCUUGGCUUUUAUGUUAAGAAAGACUUAGAAAUAUGCUUCAAGAAGACACAUCUUUAUUCAUCUAUUCAUUGUUCCCUAACCCGCUUUUCCCUUUUGGGGUUGCCGGAGCCCAUCCCGGCUACUGUUGGGCGAAGGCGGGGUACACCUUUAAUUAGUUGGUCUAAUUGUUUUCUGACACUGAGCGGACCACACUGCAUGGAAAUGUCAUGCAGUUACAGCAGCUGCCCCUCUGGGUGCAGCAUUGGCCAAAAAAAAAGCUCUGAUCAGAAUUAUUUUACAAUUCCAAAAAAAAAAA